AGAAAGAAAGAAAGAAAGAAGCGAAAAAAUCUUCGGUGGAUGAAAAGCAUGGAUAUCAGAUUAGAAAUGACAUGGAAAUCCUCGAUCAGUUUCAAGAUCCCUCUUGAUGGUCUCGAGCAUGCGUGAUUCGUUGUUGCGAAUACACAAAUGCCCAUUCACGACCGCUAUCCUUGUAGUUAUUCAUCGAUAAGCUGCCGCUACGUUUCGGAUACGUUAUGGCAGCGAGACAUUUGCUCCUCACCGCUCUAGCCUAUUUUAUAACAUCAAAUACAUUUGUUCAGUCGGAGAUAUUCACGGCCUUGUCCCAUGUGGAGCGGUUGAUAAACAUAGAGAUGGAACUCACUGACGCGCUGGAAGAAUAUCUCAUCGAACAAGAAUCACGGCUUAAUAGAUUGAGAUCUUUCCACCAGGAUCUGAAGUUGGUGAUGGAUCAAGCAAAGUAUAAUAGGGAGGCUUACAUUGGCCAUCCAGUGAAUACUUAUUUAAUGAUCAAACGGCUUGUGAAUGAGUGGAAACCACACGUGAAGGCGAUCCAAGAGGAGGGAGACGCUGAAGGUUUACUCAUCGACAAGUUGGAGGGCUAUCGCGAACACAUUCCCGGACAAGACGACUUGGAGGGAGCCAUGGCCGCCAUUAAACGUCUACAAGAUGUCUACAACCUUAAAGCACAAGACUUUACUAGAGGUAAAUACAGUAUAGUGACUGAAUCGGGCUCCCUGAUAACUGCUAUGGACGCAUUUAAAUUUGGCCGCGGAGCGUAUUUGUCGGAAGAUAUGGAGAACACUCGGCAAUGGAUGGUUGCUUCGUUACAAAUAUUGGACCUGGAACCUAAUAACCCAAAAGAGAAACCAAGUCGAUUCUCCGUGCUAGAUCAUCUAGCCUGGUCCUCUUUUAAGCUUGGGGAUGUGAAAAGUGCGAUAAAUUACACCCUAGAGGCCCUUAAAGUCGUGCCUAAUCAUGAUCGAUCUUUGACAAAUCUUGGCAACUUUAAGGAAUAUCAAAGGCUUAAUGGCGGAGAUAAAUCUCAGAAACCUAAAGAACAGGAACGAAAAUUCAGUUAUCUGGCGACGAAGAUUCCUCAGUCGACACUGAAGAUCUUUGAUUGGUUUGAGGAGAGACGUAUUUUUAAGAAAUUGUGUCGAGGAGAUACAAUGCCGCGUUCCCCUCAAAGCCCAGAGAGACUUAGAUGCUAUUAUAAGACAGGUCACCCACUCUGCACUAUCAAAAGGUGUCCUAUCGAAGUUGUCUUCACUAACCCAGACAUCAUGAUUUUCCAUCAGAUCAUGACCGAUGCUGAGAUCGAUAAAGUCAUAACAAUAUCGAAACCUUUGUUAAACCGGGCGACUGUUCAUAAUCCAGUAACAGGAAAAUUAGAGUUCGCUCAUUACAGGAUAAGCAAAAAUUGUUGGUUAAGCGGAAGACAUGAUCCACUUAUUGACCGCGUCAACCGACGGAUGACAGCGUUGACUGGACUUAACUUAGAAACUGCUGAGGAUUUCCAGGUGCAAAAUUAUGGAUUAGCAGGACAUUACGAUCCCCACUUUGACUUCUCAAGGGAUCUUCAGAAUUCCUCAUUAGGCCAACUUGGAACAGGAAACAGAAUAGCAACAGUUCUUCUUUAUAUGAGCGACGUGGAGGCUGGAGGCGCAACUGUUUUCCCCUAUGUUGGAGCCAGGGUUAUGCCCAGUAAGGGGGACGCGGUAUUUUGGCACAACUUACUGCAAUCGGGAGAGGGAGAUUAUCGAACACGUCACGCCGGCUGCCCGGUUUUAAAAGGCUGGAAAUGGGUAUCGAACAAAUGGAUCCAUGAAGCUGGAAACGAGUUCAACAGGCCCUGUGCUAAAUCCCCGCACGUGUGAAAGCUUCUUUAUGGGGACCUUCGAGACUAUUAGAGGACAUGAACUUCAAUUCCUUUCAAGUUUCACGAGCUUUCCGGACUUAUUUCUGCUGGUCGGGUGUAAAGGAAGCGAAUUUUCGUAAAUACUUUGCUUAAUGAAAUUGGAAUAUCGACUUAUAUUCUACUGACGUUAAGGCUAUGUAUAUUUUUAUGAGUUCUGGAUUGCUUUUUCAUAAUGGCAAGGCAUAAUAAAGUAUCGAACUAGUUCGAGGAGAUUUUUGUAAUUAAAAGAAAAUAUGGAUUUUCAAUUGUUGCCUGAGAAUAUGCAAUUUAGCCGUAAGUCAUUGCCGCGUUGCUUAAUGUAAAGGAAAUACAAAAUGUUACUUUAGUUAGCUGGAACUUCGACUCAGGUUCUAGAACUUGGGAAUAAAAGUGAAAUGGGACGAGAGUGCAGUCUCAGUACAAUCUUAGCUUUAAAGUAACAACGUAACUAUAGGAAUUAAAGAUGGAAAUAUAAUAUGAA
Stylophora pistillata is the source of this 2360-nucleotide messenger RNA. Its product is annotated as prolyl 4-hydroxylase subunit alpha-1. The record is from RefSeq and is a predicted model, not a curated record. Gene Ontology annotation, molecular function: iron ion binding; L-ascorbic acid binding; procollagen-proline 4-dioxygenase activity. Gene Ontology annotation, biological process: peptidyl-proline hydroxylation to 4-hydroxy-L-proline. NCBI's taxonomy places the organism in Eukaryota, Metazoa, Cnidaria, Anthozoa, Scleractinia, Pocilloporidae. Gene Ontology annotation, cellular component: endoplasmic reticulum.